UUCGAUCGGCACCGGGAGCGGAGAGAGAAGCAGCAGAGAGCCGCAGGCAGCAGCCCCCACCACCAGCCGGCCCAGGUUACCAUCUAGCACCGGGAAAACACAGCAGAGAGCCGCCGCCGGCAGCACCAGACACCAGACCAACCAGGAGGAACCAUGAGCAGCGAGGCCGAGACGCAACCACCGCCCGACGUCGCUGCCGACGCGGAGAGCCCAUCCAGCCCGGCAGCCGAAGCUACCGCGGGGGACAAGAAGGUCAUCGCAACAAAAGUCUUGGGUACAGUCAAAUGGUUCAACGUCAGGAAUGGAUAUGGUUUCAUCAAUAGGAAUGAUACAAAAGAGGAUGUUUUUGUACACCAGACAGCCAUCAAAAAGAACAACCCGAGGAAAUACCUUCGCAGUGUUGGAGACGGAGAAACUGUGGAGUUUGACGUAGUUGAGGGAGAAAAGGGAGCAGAGGCGGCAAAUGUCACCGGCCCAGGAGGCAUUGCAGUCCAGGGAAGUAAGUACGCUGCUGACAGGAACCGCUACAGGCGCUAUCCACGGAGAAGGGGUCCUCCCCGCGCUGGAGAAUAUCCAGAUAACUACCAGAGUGAUGGAGAGGGCGACGCGCCCAGCAGCGGAGGUCGUGACAAAGGCAGCCGAGAUGGGGGAGAGAGCGCCCCUGAAGGAGACACGCAGCCACAGCAGCGCAGGCCCGCUUACCCUGGCAGACGGCGCUACCCGCCAUACUUUGUACGUAGACGUUACGGCCGCCGGCCCCCGUACACCAACGCACCACGUGGGGAGAUGACUGAGGGCGGCGAGGGUGACGAGGGCGGUCAGGGAGGUCCCGACCAGGGCAACAAACCAGCGAGGCAGAGCUACUACAGAGGCUUCCGACCAAGGUUCAUUCCAAGGGGUCCACCCCGUCCCAGACCGGUGCGGGACGGUGAGGAGGACAAGGAGAAUCAGGGCGGCGAAGAUGGUCAGAACCAACAGCCCCGCCAGCGGCGCUAUCGUCGCAACUUCAACUACCGCCGCAGACGCCCACAGACUGGUGGCAAACCCGGCCAGGAGACCAAGGAGGCCAAGACAGGAGGCGAACCAUCUGCAGAGAAAACGUCCGCUCCCGAGGCCCAGCAGGGUGGGGCUGAGUAGGAAACAACCUGCCCACCGGCACCUACCAUCUUUUACCAUCGUCCGGUUUUUUGUCAACAACAAGAUGAAACAUCAAACAAGAUCUGAGCAAUAAAGAUUUGACUUGACGAUCGUCACAAGCUUGCACCAUGCAUUUGACCAGAUUACCACCGAUUGCCUGCAGAAUCUAUGCAGACUUGUUUUUUUUCCAUUAUUUUUAUGUGACAGCUACAAAAACGUUUUGGGGAAACAGCAAUGUUUUUCUAAUCUGUCCUAAGUUUUUACACCAAAUGGUUUUUAAAGAAAAAAUGGAAAUUUGAUAUCUGGUCAGUUUGACAUUUUUAAAUAACUUUUUAUGUAUUCAAACAUUUUAACAAAAUGCAAGCUCAAAUAAAAGUCCAGAAACCAGGAA
This is a messenger RNA of Sebastes umbrosus (honeycomb rockfish), 1528 nucleotides long. RefSeq names its product Y box binding protein 1 (gene ybx1). Gene Ontology annotation, biological process: regulation of gene expression. Bases 154 to 1137 code for a protein of 327 amino acids. The transcript has 8 exons. The record is from RefSeq and is a predicted model, not a curated record. Gene Ontology annotation, cellular component: nucleus. Gene Ontology annotation, molecular function: nucleic acid binding. Lineage: Eukaryota; Metazoa; Chordata; Actinopteri; Perciformes; Sebastidae.